Molecule: messenger RNA, 426 nt
Organism: Prunus armeniaca (apricot)
Lineage: Eukaryota; Viridiplantae; Streptophyta; Magnoliopsida; Rosales; Rosaceae
Source: the annotation of a GenBank genome assembly
AUGAGGGGUAUUUGCUUUGAAGUCUGUGAUGUGGUUCUUCAUGCUGAUGCCAUCCACAGAGGAGGUGGUCAGGUCAUUCCCACUGCUAGGACACUCAUCUAUGCUUCCCAGCUCACUGCCAAGCCAAGCCUCCUUGAACCUGUAUAUCUUGUUGAAAUCGAAGCUCCAGAGCAGACUGUUAGUGGUAUCUACGGUGUUCUUAAUCAGAAACGUGGGCACGUGUUUCAGGAAAUGCAGAGGCCUGGUACUCCACUGUACAAUAUGAAGGCAUACCUACCCGUCAUUGCAUGUUUGGGUUCUCUGAUGAUGAUGUCUGAUCCAUUGGAAGCUGGAUCCCAGGCUUCAGAACUUGUGACAGAUAUCCGUAAGAGGAAGGGUUUGAAGGAGCAAAUGACCCCACUAUCCGAGUUUGAGGAGAAACUUUGA